Molecule: messenger RNA, 495 nt
Organism: Rotaria sp. Silwood1
Lineage: Eukaryota; Metazoa; Rotifera; Eurotatoria; Philodinida; Philodinidae
Source: the annotation of a GenBank genome assembly
AUGUCACGAACAACAAUAUUCUUGAUGUCUUCUAUGAUUAUUCUUGUCGCUAUGAGCGUCAGUCAUGCUUGGAACUUUGGCAACAUGAACCAAGUUGCACAAUCUUUUCUUCAACGACAUGGAAUGCAAACAUCAGGCAAUGAUAAUGGUGCUCAAGGAAGAUUUGCCAUAGCAUCUUGUGCCAGUGCUGCGUCUACUGGUAACUACAUGGCAUGUGUCGGUCAAUUGGCUCAUAAAAUUUGGACCUUACAUAGUUGGAGCGAAGAUACACCUAUCACACUUUGUGGUAUGCAAUGUGUUGGCAAUCUUAAAGGGCGUAUUUCGAAGUUCAAAUGGAAAUGGGAUGCCAAGUUUCGAUGUGAUAGUAAAGCACCAGGUAUCGAAGGACGUGAUACAAAACAAAGUCGAAAUGGGGCCAUGGAAUGGGCUAUCCAAGACUUUCUCACCAAGGCAUUUUCAUCGGGUAGUAUUUCUGUUCAAGAUUUUCAAUGUUAA